AUGGAAGUGGUGGACGAGACCGAGGCUCUGCAGCGCUUCUUCGAAGGUCAUGAUAUUAAUGGAGCUCUUGAAGCAUCAAACAUUGACACCAGCAUCCUGGAAGAAUACAUUGGUAAAGAGGACUCACAAGAUAUUUCUGAUUUAGAUUCCAUCUCUGACAUUCCCGCAUCAGUCAGUUAUCCUCAUACUCAGCCUGCCAACUCUGCCCUUGUCAAUGCAUCUGUCUCCAGUGUUGGUCAUGUAAUUACUCCUGUACCCAAUGGUAACUUCCAUCAUGGUCCCCCAAGCACCCAAGUUCCAGUCCGUCAUGGUCUCCAUCCUGGCCCUUCAAGCAGUCAAGUUCCAAUACGGCAUGGUCCCCCCUUGCCAAAUCCAUGUGGGUCCAGUUACAGUGCUCAUCUCAACUGCAAUAACAACAAUGGCAUGGUAGUACCCAAAGGGUUUCUCAGUGGCCACUGCCUGUCCAACCUUCCUCCUCCAAUCAAAUCAGAAGCCUCCUACACAUCCGGCACUUUACCCGACUCUCCCCCAGACUCCGGAUCCGAAGCUUACUCCCCUCAGCAGGUGAAUGAUCCUCACCUUCUUCGAACUAUGACUCCUGAGAAUAUGUGUCAAGUUACUCCCCCUUCACGGUUAGAGCAUCCCCCACCCCCUCUGCCUCCUCCACCCCCACCCCACCUUCAGGGACUGCCACCGCCACCACCUCCUCAUUCACACCAGCAGCAGCACAGCCAUCAUUAUCCCAGCAUGCAACGGGACAUGUACUCGAAGGCUGAGCCUCUGAUGCCACAGUUCACUAUAGGACAAGGCAUGUCACCUGGUGACAUCCAUCACGCUCAGCAGUCGCAGAUGCUUCAUCAGCUACUUCAACAACAUGGAGCUGAUUUCCACAGUCUUCCAGUGCACCCUGCCAAGAAGAGGAAACACUCGGAGUCACCAUCAAACACUCUCAAUGCCCAGAUGUUCAAUGGGAUGAUAAAACAGGAGCCAGGUACAGGAUCUGUGCCCCUCAACUCUGACAGAGUUCAGACACCUCCCUGGCAUCAGCAGGGGGCGCUCUCCCCAGGACUGAUUCAGGAUAAUGACAGCUUGAAUAGCUCCUCCUACUUGGAUCCCAACUAUCAAUCUAUAAAAUGGCAGCCACAUCAGCAGAACAAGUGGUCGACUCUGUAUGACGCCAAUUAUAAAGAGCUACCUAUGCCCACAUACCGAGUGGAUGCAGAUAAAGGCUUCAAUUUCUCUGUGGGAGACGAUGCUUUCGUGUGCCAGAAAAAGAACCACUUCCAAGUCACCGUGUACAUUGGUAUGAUUGGAGACCCCAAAUAUGUCAAGACUCCUGAGGGCCUGAAGCCACUUGAAUGCUUCUAUCUGAAACUGCAUGGGGUGAAGUUGGAAGCAUUAAACCAGUCAAUCAACAUAGAACAGUCUCAGUCGGAUCGCAGCAAGAGACCUUUUAAUCCUGUCAUGGUCAAUUUGCCACCAGAGCAAGUCACAAAGGUCACAGUGGGGCGGCUGCACUUCAGUGAGACCACGGCCAAUAACAUGAGGAAGAAGGGGAAGCCUAAUCCUGAUCAAAGAUACUUCAUGUUGGUUGUGGCUUUGCAAGCUCACUCUCAGAACCAGAACUACACUUUGGCUGCUCAUAUCUCAGAGCGCAUCAUUGUUAGACAAAGGGCCGGUUCGGGGGUAAAACACAAACAGAGGGCAGACGGGGACCCCGGAGUCUGCAGACAAGCUUCUAACCCAGGUCAAUUUGAGAGUGACAGUGAUGUACUUUGGCAACGGUCUCAGCUCCCUGACACUGUCUUUCACCAUGGCCGAGUUGGCAUCAACACAGACCGGCCUGAUGAAGCCUUGGUUGUCCAUGGCAAUGUUAAAGUUAUGGGAUCUCUUAUGCACCCAUCAGACAUCCGAGUAAAAGAUGAUAUCCAAGAGGUAGACACCACAGAACAACUGAAAAGAAUCUCCCGUAUGCGGCUGGUGCACUAUAAUUACAAGCCAGAGUUUGCUGCCACUUCUGGCUUGGAGAAUACAACUGAGACAGGUGUUAUUGCUCAAGAGGUGAAGGAAAUUCUUCCAGAAGCAGUAAAAGAUUCUGGGGAAAUAGUCUUUACCAGUGGGAAAACUAUUGAGAAUUUCCUUGUGGUGAAUAAGGAGCGUAUUUUUAUGGAAAAUGUUGGGGCUGUGAAGGAGCUUUGCAAAUUGACUGACAACCUGGAGAACCGAAUUGAUGAACUAGAGAGGUGGAGUCAUAAACUGGCGAAGCUCAAAAGGUUGGACAGUAUGAAGUCAACUGGAAGCUCUGGAGCGUUCAGCCAAGCUGGAAGUCAGUUCAGCCGUGCAGAAAGCAUACCGCAUAAAAAGAGGCCCCCCAAAGUGGCAGGCAAGACUCCCACACAAGGCGUCAAAGACCAAGCUUGCAUCAGUCAACGUUUUCUGCAAGGUACCAUUAUUGCUUUGGUGGUCAUCAUGGCAUUCAGUGUGGUGUCCAUGUCUACGCUCUAUGUGCUAAGCUACCGCAGUGAGGAAGACCUUGUGGAUAUUGAAGGCUCUUUUGCUGUGCCUACUUCUUGCCUUCUGGCUCUUUUUCAGCACAGAGGUCCUGGCGUCCCAGUUGCUCUCUGUCCAUGGUCCAGUCAGAAUAUAGAUAAAAAUAAGAUGACAUUUUCCACUACUGCAUCAUCAAAUACCCCUGACAAUGCUUCCCCUUCAGAGAAUGACCAAAGCUUCGUGUCACUCCUACCAGUGACAAACAUCAAAGCCAAAUCGAGGGGGAUCACUGGCAAGACAGCUUCGCACACAAAGUGGCCAAAGACUGCUGACCGAUCACGAGGCUUUGGGGGUCUCAAUGCCAGCCCCUCCUCCCUCUUCACCAACAUCCAGGGCAAGUCCAAAUAUAUUGCCAACCUGCCCCUCACAUACAACAGCGUUCCUUCUGAUCGGGUAUCACGGCAGCGGCGGAGCAUCAGCCAACCAGAUGCUAAGGAGCCUGGCAUCGCAAGCACCAAGCCUAAUGCACCUGUGCUCCAGUUUGUCUCACUGUUGGAGGCGAAUGUGGUCAUCUUACCCCAAGCCUGUGCUACAGGGGACGAUUGCAGGACUGGAAAUAUCACUUAUCGCAUUCCCAUCAGCAAAUUUACAUCAGUUAACACAAAUCUUACCUUGGAAAUGAAUGCUUCCUCGGCUGUAUCUGGCUAUCUUUGUAAUCUCACAUCUAACAGUCCAUGUCUGCACACUGAAAAUGUCCUAGACAGCUUGUCUAAUGCAACAGAUAUUCAGGGAGCAACAUACCGUUGGCCUGUGGUCAUGAUGCCAUUCCAGGAAUUCACUUACCACUUCCGAUUAGCUAGCCCUGGCCAAGCUAAUUGCAGUACCCCUGUGGACCAGAUGGGCUCUCUCUUUAAUGACUACUAUUUCCAAUUUUAUUGGCUCUGUGAAUGAGUCUCCGGAACACCUGCACCCUUUUGACCGAAGCAGAAAAACGAUGGGCUCCAAGACUCAUUUGACUGAAUACUCUCUUCAAAGAACACCACGCCCUGACUAGUUGCUUCUAAUCGAUAAUCCCUUCCUUUGGGUCUGAGUUACUUUGGUUUCCUUCCUACCAGAGGGAUGUUAAUCUUAGAAUGUCAUACUUUGGGAAGGAAUAGUGCCACAAGCAAGACAAGGAAAUACAGAGGCAUUUUGUUUUCUUGAUUUGCUGUAGGAUGCUAGAAUUUAUCUGGCUCUUGAAUACACUGGAUUUUAAAAUUUUAGGCUUGACCAUGCUUGUGUUCAGUCUAUUUGGGCAUCUCAGAACUGAAAGAUAU
Notechis scutatus (mainland tiger snake) is the source of this 3806-nucleotide messenger RNA. The record is from RefSeq and is a predicted model, not a curated record. NCBI's taxonomy places the organism in Eukaryota, Metazoa, Chordata, Lepidosauria, Squamata, Elapidae.